Molecule: messenger RNA, 435 nt
Organism: Penicillium expansum
Lineage: Eukaryota; Fungi; Ascomycota; Eurotiomycetes; Eurotiales; Aspergillaceae
Exons: 1
Coding region: 1-435 (144 amino acids)
Source: RefSeq, a predicted model, not a curated record
AUGCAACUCACCACCCUCCUCCCAAUCGUCCUAGCAGGCCUAGCCACCGCACGCCCGGCUGCCCUACAGACCCAGACAAUCACCGACGACAUCAUCUGGAGCAUCUCCAAUUUCACCGUAGGCUGCUCCCAAGGUGGUUGCGUCUACGAAUAUGACAUUGUCGGUCGCGAGAACGCGAUGACCCCCAAAUUCCGCACCUUCUGCAGCGGCAUCACAAGCAAGAAGGUCGCUUGCGACGACAAGAACAUCACAACCAUUGUUUCACCUGCUGAAAACCCGGACUGGAAUGUCGGUGUCACCCAUACCUGGAAAUCCCUGCUCAGCGACAAUACUCUCGCAACCUGGUUCCAGCAUGGCGCGAAGAAUGUUACCGUUCCUGACCAAAACCCGAUUGAGUUUGUUAUGAAGCCUACUCAGGAGUACGGUAUUGCCUAA